This is a messenger RNA of Mercenaria mercenaria, 682 nucleotides long. RefSeq names its product probable small nuclear ribonucleoprotein G. Gene Ontology annotation, biological process: spliceosomal snRNP assembly; mRNA splicing, via spliceosome. Lineage: Eukaryota; Metazoa; Mollusca; Bivalvia; Venerida; Veneridae. The coding region runs from base 106 to 336 and encodes 76 amino acids. Gene Ontology annotation, molecular function: RNA binding. The transcript is spliced from 4 exons. The record is from RefSeq and is a predicted model, not a curated record. Gene Ontology annotation, cellular component: spliceosomal tri-snRNP complex; U4 snRNP; precatalytic spliceosome.
UGAUCGAUUUUUACUAAAUCACGCGAGAAAUAACGUUAUCAAAACGUAACCAUUGUUGUUUACCAAUUUUACCGGGCCCUCUGAAAAAAUCCGACUAGAUCAAAGAUGAGUAAGGCACAUCCACCAGAGCUGAAAAAGUACAUGGAGAAGAGGCUUGCAUUGAAGCUGAAUGGUGGUAGAAGAAUCAAUGGAAUCUUACGUGGGUUUGACCCUUUCAUGAACCUUGUUAUAGAUGAGACAGUAGAAGAGUCAAAAACAGGAGAGAAACAUGCUAUUGGAAUGGUGGUUGUACGAGGGAACAGCAUAAUUAUCCUGGAAGCAUUGGAUAGAGUCUGAUAGUGGGAACAUUGUAGUGUUGUAUAUAUUUGGUAUGCUUUAUGGAGGUGUAGAACAGUUUUUAAAACGUUUCAAGAUUCUAAAAAUUGACCAGAGGGAGUCAUCAAACUUGUUUGGAUUCUCCAGAAAGCCAUGUCGGGUAGACCUAACCUAACACAUCUUCAACAAUCCUGUAUAUGCAGAUGCGGGAUAAGUCUGCAGAUAUUUUAAUGUUUUGAUCAUCAAACUUGAAAUUCAGUUCAAUUAAGAAAUUACUGCAAAAGAUUUGUUCAUCUUUCAUCUUGUUUUAUAUAUAUAUCAUGUUGUAAAAACACAUUCUUAUCAUGUGAAUAAAAUUCAAAAACAA